UCCGAUUCUAACGAUCCAAGGUAUCUUCGUUCGAAGUACGUCUCCACAUUUGUGGGCCUUAACUCGGCCCAUCCUGCUACCGUCUCGGCCUUCAAUCAACUAUGUAUUACCGCUGCCUUCGUCGAUUGAAGCUCCACGACGGCACACCCCGCGGAGAUGGGAGACCCCGGAGCGGCAUCGAGGAGGAAGAACCGAUUACCGAAGGGGGGCGGCGAAUCUUCCGAUCUCCACGCCGCCGCGAGGAACGGGGACCUCACCACGGUCGAGUCCAUCUGCAACGCUAAUCCCCUCGCCGUCAAUACUCGAGAUCGCCAUUCCCGGACACCAGAAAUACUUCUUGGAGAGGCGUUGUGGUAUCAGAUCGAAGUGCAGAGGAAACUGCAGGAGCAGCUCGUGGCACAGAAGAAAUUGCAAACGAGUAUAAAGGCUCAGAGGAAGUACUUGCAAGCAAUGCUGGAGAAAGCUCAGAAGAUCUUUGUUUCGACAUGAAUGGCUCGUCAGGCAGUUUGGAAGCCACCAGAGCCCAGCUUACGGAUUUCGACCUGCCACUAUCAGGCUUGACGGAGAACGUCGGUCGGGUUUGCGAAGAGAAGCACUCGGAGCUGAGAUUAGUGCGGUCAGAGGAAAACAUCAAGAAGAGGAACGAUUGAGGGUUUCAACUUUAUCAGGAAGGUAGAGAUGAGGCCGAGGACAGUUCUCUUCUUCUGCUGGAUUUGAAUGUGAAAGGAAGCAGAGGUGAGAUGGUUGGUGGAUCCAGAGGAAACGACUUGGAUCUCAGAAUCCAAACGCAGGGGUUGUAAACCAGCUUUGACUGUCGAUUCUGCACUUGCAGACACAUCCGAUGCUGUCAUUGUGCGCAUCGAGUUGAUAUCGAGUCUAUGUUUCUUUCCUACAACGUAAAUCUUUAUACUGCGGUUUGUUGAAUGAUUUGAUCGUGGACGAAACAACUCCCCCUUGUACGGGAACUUCCUCUC
Molecule: messenger RNA, 974 nt
Organism: Musa acuminata AAA Group (dessert banana)
Lineage: Eukaryota; Viridiplantae; Streptophyta; Magnoliopsida; Zingiberales; Musaceae
Product: myb-related protein 1-like
Exons: 3
Coding region: 157-489 (110 amino acids)
Molecular function (GO): DNA-binding transcription factor activity
Source: RefSeq, a predicted model, not a curated record